AUGCUUUUGGAUAUUAUCAUGGGUGUCCUACUGAGCUGGCAAAUCUUCGUAGCUCCCGAGCCAAGUGUCUCCCAGUAUCCACCGGACGACAUCAGGAACAACCGUUCAGACUGGAUCAAAGAGCUAUUGCAGAAUGCAUCGAAAGUCCCGCGUCGGAAUCGGUCAGAUCCAUCUACCAAGGUCCACAAGCAUCCGCACUGCCCACAGGUGACAAGACAUACAUUUAAAACAAGCGAUCCAAAGAACCCCUGGUUUGAGCUCCUUUCGCAAUAUUGCGAGAGGAAACCGCCGGAAAUCCCUCAACCAGUAAUGGGAACGUUCAGCCUUCAUCCUCGUGAUUGCGAAAUAUGUUGCAUAACUCGCGGUAGGAAUAGUUUCACUUACACAGUGAAGGAUGCCUGGAAUCGACAACCCUGUUCGCACAGGAUGAGAUGUAACUACAACGGUAAAUGUGUGAACGCUGAUUUGGACGACCUUCCAAACAAACUUCCUGCACCUUUCGCCGAAAUGGUCGAUUUUACCUUUGAAAAUAUGUGGACUGGGUAG
Messenger RNA from Ixodes scapularis (black-legged tick), 546 nucleotides. RefSeq lists its product as uncharacterized. The record is from RefSeq and is a predicted model, not a curated record. The transcript has 6 exons. Lineage: Eukaryota; Metazoa; Arthropoda; Arachnida; Ixodida; Ixodidae. The coding region runs from base 1 to 546 and encodes 181 amino acids.